Molecule: messenger RNA, 321 nt
Organism: Nakaseomyces glabratus
Lineage: Eukaryota; Fungi; Ascomycota; Saccharomycetes; Saccharomycetales; Saccharomycetaceae
Gene: RPP1B
Product: ribosomal protein P1 beta
Biological process (GO): translational elongation; cytoplasmic translation
Cellular component (GO): ribosome; cytosolic large ribosomal subunit
Molecular function (GO): ribonucleoprotein complex binding; structural constituent of ribosome; protein kinase activator activity
Source: RefSeq, a predicted model, not a curated record
AUGUCUGACGCUGCUAUCUCUUACGCUGCCUUCAUCCUAGCUGACGCUGGUUUGGAAAUCACUUCUGAAAACUUGCAAACCUUGACCAAGGCUGCCGGUGCCAACGUUGACAACGUCUGGGCUGAUGUUUACGCUAAGGCUUUGGAAGGUAAGGACUUGAAGGAAAUCCUAUCUGGUUUCCACACUGCUGGUCCAGCUGUCGGUGGUGCUGCUGCCGCUGGUGGUGCUGCUGCCGCCUCUGGUGAAGCUGCUGCUGAAGAAAAGGCCGAAGAAGAAGCUGAAGAAUCCGAUGACGACAUGGGUUUCGGUUUGUUCGACUAA